This is a messenger RNA of Sparassis crispa, 1749 nucleotides long. RefSeq lists its product as hypothetical. The transcript has 9 exons. The record is from RefSeq and is a predicted model, not a curated record. The coding region runs from base 1 to 1749 and encodes 582 amino acids. Gene Ontology annotation, molecular function: protein binding. Lineage: Eukaryota; Fungi; Basidiomycota; Agaricomycetes; Polyporales; Sparassidaceae.
AUGGUACGCACGAGGGCACAAGUUGCGAAACUCGGCCCAGAAGAACUCGAAGAAGAGACGGGGCCCGAAGGAGAACAAGCAAAGAAGGUUACUCGUCAGAAGAGCAAACCGCCCACAGCCAAGCCAGGCAAGAACAUCGAUGAUAGCAUCUACACCCUCUCAGAACAAGAGGCUUGGUCCAAAUACCGCAAAUAUAUGGCAACCCGCAUACGCAUCACCAUGGAACUGAUGGAGCUGGGGUACAAAAAGGCCGCUAUCAAAGAUGUGUACAACGUUCGCGCUGGGUUCCGCAGUACUGCAGAUCGUGUCAACUUCACUGAAGAAGCUUGGAAGAAGAUGAAACCUGAGCUGAUUAGAAUCCUCGACAAGAGCGUUAGAGCUGACGAAGAGGCGUUGCGGAUACAGCUGACGAAUGAACAAUCCCGGCGAUACAAGAAAAAAAUGGCACGACUCCGCACUAUCCUCGAUGCAUUUCUUUCCACCCCUGUUGCCGGCUCACUCACUCGUGAAGAGAAGCUUGUCCUGUCUUUCAACCAGGAUCCAUCACUCGGCAUUCGCCUUAUGCCAGACAUUGCCAUGCGAAAUGACAGCGAGGCGAAUACUACAAGGGACCUCAUCCUCCACUGGCCGCAAAUUAGGGAAAGGCUUGCUCAGGCUGCAUCAAAAUUUAAGCAGGAAAUCAUCAAUCUUUAUCCCCGCAACCGUUUUAUAUGGCACUUCCCCGAUGAGCACUUCAGUCCCACAUACGCGAUUUUUCACCUCCGAUGCACUCGCAAAAUCUACAAAGUGCACAGAGAGCACUGGACUUUACGCCAGGCGAACUUCAACAAAACAAGGAGUUCUGGCUCGACGGGCAACAUCAUCCUCAUCUCACAUCGCACCGCUUUUCGAAUCCACCGCGGCAUGCUUUCCAGACACUCAGAUGUCUUCCGCGACCUCUUUACCGUCCCUCAGCCCGCGAUAGAGGGGAGGCUCUUUGAUUGUCCAGUUAUCCACCUACCCGAAUCACCCGCUGAUCUGCGGUAUUUGCUGGGAGUACUGUACGAUGGCAGAAAGUUUUGUCUUGGCCGCGAUGAACAGCUACGGUUUCAAGAAGUGGAGGUGCUCGUCCGUCUCGCUCAUAAGUAUCAGAUUUAUGACCUUUGCAAACAAGGCCUGGAAAAACUCAAGACGAUAUUCACGCACGACUUCGCUACGUGGAAUGCAAAUUUUCCGGAUUCAAAGGGCACAUCGGAGAUAGAUGUCAAGGAGAAGGACGGUAUCAUGGCGAUCACCCUGGCGUACUCCACGGGCGCAGUUUCUAUGCUACCCAUAGCUUUCUACCUCUGCAGUAACCUGCGUCUUCGUGACUUCCACCAAGGCGUUUCUCGCCAUGAUGGUACGGUUGAGCGACUGUCCGUUGUUGAAGUGGAGACUAGUGACGUGGUUGGGAAGAUCAAGCUCUACAGUGAUGCCAACCCCCGUUGCUCAAGGAGCCCGCUGUGUGCGAAGGAGCUGAAUGCCAUGCGUCUUGCCCUGGAUUCGUUCUCCAAUAACUCAAUAAUGUCCCACCGCAGUCUGCACAACUCAGAUGGAAACCUGGAAGCCCUCGGGGAAGGGUCUAAUCUGUGCAUUCCCUGCAUGCGAUUCGUGGGGUGGCGUGAUUUACAAAGGCGACGCGAUAUCUGGGAGAACCUCCCUUCCUUCUUCGGCUUGGAUAGCUGGGAAUGGCUUCGGGCUGACGAGGCUGAAUCGUCAACGACCAACUGA